GUUCGUUUGAAAACCGCCACUUCGCGUCCAUUCGUCUCGAUGUCUACCUCAAAUUUUCUUACUGUUAUGUCUAUCCGAUCGAUCGAAACUGGGCUUUGAUCAUCCUUUUGAGAAGAAACUUCGAAACCCAUCUCUAGUUUUUGCGUAAGAAGAGGAGACUUGUGUUUUCUGGGUGUUUGUUUUGAUUUAUGAGUAGAGAGGUUUGUUGCUUUAAAUAAAACUUUAUUGUUCUUGCUUUUUGGGAUUUUGAUUGUGAAAAAUGGACGAUUGGAAAAGGCGCCAAGCUGAUUAUCAUCAUCACGAGGUUCCGAGGACACCCCCAAAAUCACAGAACAGAAAACCACCAUCUGGGUUUUGGCAGCCCACUGUGCCUUCAUGGGAGAAGAAGUUUUGCAGUUCUGUGGGUGCAGUUCCAUGGAGAAGGCUUUUGGAGGCAAAGAAGGUAAUGUCCUUCUAUGAGAAUGUGGUUCAGUGGAAUGACUCGGCUGGCGAAGAGGCAUUCAACAAUGCAAAAAACCGUUUUUGGGCAAAGAUCAAUGGACUCCCCUGUGACAUUUCUCUGCCUGACCCAGAUAUCUACAUUGACGAAAUUGAUUGGAAUUCUGACAUUGAUCCUGAGCUGAUACUGGACCUUGAUCGAGAACCCGUUGCUACUGAUGAGGGGGAAAAGAAUGGGAAAGCUGGUAGUCUUGGUGAUUCUCUAUUAUGGUUGAAUCGGCCAGUCCCAUGCACUGGGUGGGAUGAUUUAGAGGAGGAUCCUGUGAGAAUGGCCAAAAAUUUGUCAUCUGAUCCAGUUUUGGGAGAUUGUGAUCAGGAGGCUAAUAUUGAUCACAAUCCUGGGGAAUCUGGCCACAAUCCUCGCGGUCAAAAUGCUAGCUUUGAUCAUAAUCCUUGGGAAUCUGGUAACAAUCUUCAGGCAAAUGAGGGUAGUCAGGAUAAAACAUGGGAAAACCAUGGAGGUAAUUCAUGGAGUUUGGACCCGUGGGACAACAAUGCUAAUGAGUUAGAGAACUGCGAAACUAGACAAAUAAAUGGAGGUUGGGGGGUAUGGAACAGGAAUUGCAGGAAGAGAGAAAGUGCUGCUCAGUACAUGUCAAGGUACAAGACCUCAAGAUUCCAUAGAAAUGACUACCAAACAGAUCGAUGGUGGAAGAAUGGCAGCAGAGGAAGGAGGAGGAUGAAUUCUGUUUAUGAUCGCCCUCUGAUUGAUAAGAAGCCUUUGGUUCCAAGUCGGUGGAAUUCAGUCCAUUAUUGUGGACCAUUUAGUCAUCAUGGAUCUGGUGAUGCAGGCAAUAAUUGGGGCUGGGAAAAGCCCCCAGUUUCUUAAGCAUUAAAGCUAGUUUUAAAGAGACUCUCUGUCUCUCUCUCUCAAGCUCCAUAAUAGUUGGAAGACUUGGUACCAGCCGGGCAGAGUCCUAUAGAAUCUGUGAUGUUGUUUUUUGUCCUUUGCUUCUGAAUAGUUGCCUCGUCUGAGAUUUUCAACUGCGGGAGUUCUUUUCAAGUGUAUGUAGCAGGUAUAUAUUGUUCCAUGUUGUGAUUUUGAUAGUGAAAUGCUUGGUUGUCACAGACAACAAAUCUGUAGUCUGUCUUGUAAAUUGCUUUCUGACCUUUUCUCCCUGAAACUUGCAAUUAUGCAAGGGAAAAAUCAAUCAAUCAGCUCUAAAAGAGCUUCUUCAGAAAUCAGAAUCCUGACCGCCAGGUAUCUUUGUUGA
Molecule: messenger RNA, 1712 nt
Organism: Nelumbo nucifera (sacred lotus)
Lineage: Eukaryota; Viridiplantae; Streptophyta; Magnoliopsida; Proteales; Nelumbonaceae
Source: RefSeq, a predicted model, not a curated record